Messenger RNA from Gloeophyllum trabeum ATCC 11539, 942 nucleotides. RefSeq lists its product as uncharacterized. NCBI's taxonomy places the organism in Eukaryota, Fungi, Basidiomycota, Agaricomycetes, Gloeophyllales, Gloeophyllaceae. Bases 1 to 942 code for a protein of 313 amino acids. The record is from RefSeq and is a predicted model, not a curated record. Gene Ontology annotation, molecular function: chromatin binding. The transcript has 5 exons.
AUGUCUCGUCGGUCGUCUUCCAGCAAGAACGCCAAGGUUACCCUUCAGACGGAGAAGCAGAACUUCGUCAAACUGGGAAAACCCAAGGACGUCACCAGGAUCGGGGUCAGGGAAGUCGAGGAGAACAGAGAGGACAUCAAGCCAGGAGAUUGCGUGUACAUUAGGCCACCAGAGCUGAGGGCUCGUACUAUAGAGGGGUUCCAUUACUGGAAGGCGCAAGUGAAGGAGAUACGCGGAGAUGGUGAUGACGAGGCAUUCCUCAUCACUUGGUUUUAUACGGCCGAGGAAGCCAGGAAGAAGAGCCUCCUCCCUGUCCUCCCUGCUCAGGACGACCUGAAGAAGGUUGUUGACCACAUGGGACGGAACGAGUUGCUGAGCUCGGAUCACGAGCAGGUCAUAAGUAGUCAGACCGCCGAAGACAUUGUGGACGUUGUCCGCUUUGAUGAUAGGGGCCCGUUCAGCCCAGAAAAUGUGCACCCCAAUGACUACUUCACGCGGUUCAGGCUGGUGACCAAGGAGGGUCGUCCGCACUUCCUGGACGUGACUAAACACUGCACUUGCCAGACAGUGUAUGACCCCGACCAAGACGUGCAGCGCUUCUGUCUCUCGUGUGUGAGAUGGUUCGACCAGGCAUGUAUGACCAAGAGCACGGCCGGCCCACUGGUGCCCUUUGAAGAAGGGCAGGAAGAGACUCCAGCUGAGGAGGUCAAGCGCUUCCUCAAGUCACCCAUCAUUCGAGGGUAUAGUGGAGGGCGACACCUAUACUGGGAGAUCGUUGGUACGGGCAGGUUGCUCAAUCAGGUGACGGCCCUGGUCAGUGGCCUGUUUGACGGUGAGGUGCCUGACUGGAAGACAGGCCUUCCUGAGGGAUUUGUGGAGGCGAUGGAGGUGCUCCGGGCGAUGCCCGGCUACAUAUGCCCCUCAUGUGACAGGGCCAUUUAG